Molecule: messenger RNA, 1878 nt
Organism: Ascoidea rubescens DSM 1968
Lineage: Eukaryota; Fungi; Ascomycota; Saccharomycetes; Ascoideales; Ascoideaceae
Gene: PGI1
Product: glucose-6-phosphate isomerase
Exons: 1
Coding region: 67-1761 (564 amino acids)
Biological process (GO): glucose 6-phosphate metabolic process; gluconeogenesis; glycolytic process
Cellular component (GO): cytosol
Molecular function (GO): glucose-6-phosphate isomerase activity; carbohydrate derivative binding; monosaccharide binding
Source: RefSeq, a predicted model, not a curated record
UUUGCUUCCUCUUUUGCUGCCACCGCUGUCUCUCUGCUAAGUGCUGCUGCUCAAUUGCCUCUUUCCAUGUCCUCCUCCUCCUCUUCUUUCGAUUUGUCCACCAGCUUGCCCUCCUGGUCUGUCUUGCAGGGCUUGAAAGACGCCCUUCCUGACAACUUCUCUAUCGCUGACCAGUUCAAACAGGACCCUGCCAGAAUUGCCAAUUUGUCCAAGACCUUCUCUGUCGAUGAUCCUGCCAACGACUUGAAAAUCAAGAUCCUCUUUGAUUUCUCCAAGAACCUUGUCACAAACGACAUUCUAAAGAACUUGUUCAAUUUGACUGGCGAGUCCCAUGUCGACCUCUUGAAGGACAAGUUGUUUGAUGGUCAGCACAUCAAUUUCACAGAAAACAGAGCUGUCUACCAUAUCGCCUUGAGAAACACCAACAAGGACAAGGCUCUCUUUGUCGAUGACAAAAAUGUGUCAACUGGCGUCAACUCUGUCUUGGACCACAUGAAAGAGUUCUCUGAUUCCGUCAGAUCUGGUCAAUGGAAGGGUUACACCGGAAAGAAAAUCAAAAAUAUUGUCAACAUCGGUAUUGGUGGUUCGGAUCUAGGUCCUGUCAUGGUCACCGAAGCUCUUAAGUCGUACGCUUCUCCCUCUGAUUUAAAUGUCCAUUUUGUCUCAAAUAUCGAUGGCACUCAUGUAUCCGAAGUAUUGAAAUAUGUAGACCCAGAAUCAACCUUAUUCUUAAUUGCUUCAAAGACUUUUACAACCGCUGAAACUAUCACAAACGCUAAUACUGCUAAAAACUGGUUUUUGAAAUCCUUACCCCAAGAGGCAAUUAAAAACCAUUUUGUCGCUCUAUCAACAAACAAAUCCGAAGUUGAAAAAUUUGGCAUAAAUCCUAAAAAUAUGUUUGGUUUUGAAAAUUGGGUGGGUGGUAGAUACUCAGUUUGGUCCUCAAUUGGUUUAUCCAUUUGUUUAUUCAUUGGGUUUGACAACUUUUUAAAAUUCCUCAAGGGCGCUGAAGCCAUGGAUCUUCAUUUCUUGAACACUUCUUCCUCCUCUCAAGAUAACAUCCCAACCUUUGGUGCUCUACUAUCAAUCUGGUACAACAACUUCUACAAUGCACAAACUCAUUUAGUUGCUCCCUUUGAUCAAUACUUGCACCGUUUCCCUGCUUAUUUACAACAACUCUCCAUGGAAAGUAAUGGUAAAUCCGUCACAAGAAAAAACAUAUUUACAAAUUAUCAAACAGGUACAAUCUUGUUCGGUGAACCUGCAACCAAUUCUCAACACUCCUUCUUCCAAUUGGUUCAUCAAGGUACCAAGUUAAUUCCUGCCGACUUCAUUUUAGCCGCCAACUCUCAUAACCCCGUUGAAAAUAAUUUACACCAAAAGAUGUUAGCUUCAAACUUUUUUGCCCAAGCCGAGGCCUUAAUGUUAGGUAAAAAUGAAGACCAAUUGAUCAAAGAAAACACCCCUGAAGAUUUAAUCCCACACAAAAUCUUCAAGGGUAAUAGACCAACAACCUCAAUUCUUUGUGAAAAGAUUAACCCUGAAACUUUGGGUGCCUUAAUCGCUUACUAUGAGCAUGUCACCUUUGUUGAAGGUGCUGUUUGGAAUAUUAACUCUUAUGACCAAUGGGGUGUUGAAUUGGGUAAAAUCUUAGCUAAAGUUAUCGGUGAAGAACUAAAUGAUGCAAAGCCUGUUGAUUCUCACGAUCCUUCCACUCAAACUUUAAUCAACACUUUUAAACAAUGGUCAACAUUUUAUUAAUAUAUUAUAUUGCUUUUCUUUAAAAUCUCUGUUUUUUUAUCUUUUCUCAUGUUUCACACAUUUAGUUUAGUUUUGUUUUGUUUUCUUUCACUUUUUUUCUUUUUAUUUACGUUUUUC